UUCCUAUGCAAACGUGUCUCAGUAGAGUACAACACAGCACAGUCAGACGGUUGCAGUAAAUACAGUGCUCCAGAGGCGGAGUUUGACCUCGCAGCUCUGAAAACAUCACUAAUCCAAUAUUUCAGGUGCGGAAGCCGACCAUUGCUCAAACUGCAACAGAAACACACACGACUCUUAAAAUCGGUAUACUGCAAGUGAAUGGGAGGGCUUGUGACAAGAACUGGAAUUCUGAUUGAAGAAAGAGUCCGUAACCGUAAAGACGAUUACAGCUAAAUUGUUACACGUGCUAUUCUCUUAGUUAUUUGGUUUAAUUUAUAACGCGACAUCUAAUAAUUUUAACCACGCGCAACGACUGCUGGAAUUGGGACACUAGGCUACGUCAGUUUCCACUCUGGUUUCACUGAAACUCCAGCCGUUCCCAGUUCAAGAACUAACACAAAAUACAUUUGGAAGAUCCUGCUGAUUUCCUACCUUGGAUUUACCUACUGCUGGAUAUAUUGGUCAUUCUUUAAAAAGAUCAGACCCCAUUGACAUACAAUGGCAAGCGCUGCCUGGAUAGAUCUUCGCUAUGGAUGAAGCUUGGAAAGGCCGAUCAACUCCAUUUGACUGCCCUAUAACAUCCUGGCAAUGUGGAGAGCCCCCAGAGGCACUGAAUCCCCAGUGCAGAAUGAUCCAGGCUGGAGAAUGCCUAACACCCCUACUUCAGGAGUUAAACAGCUACGCAUAAGAAAUAUCGGACUAGCGAUCGGUGACGAAAUAAUUUGGUCUGGAUUCCAGACUUCCUAGCUAGGGACUUUCUGAAAAAUUUCUCCCGGUUUCUGUGACAUUUAAGACCUUUCCAAGUUGUGGACAAGGUAAAAUCACCUUUCUCUCAAGCUGCGGAGAGGUGGGAGUAGUCGCCCAUGUGUAGCAGGACAGUAACUGCUGCUAGCGGAAUAACGUAGCCUCAGACUGUCUGGGGUUCCUCUCAACGGGACGAGGGAUCCCACCGCUACCACCAAGCCCCAGUCUGCCUCACCGAGUGACUCCACUCACGUCAAAAGGCAGACCCUCUAUCCAAUGGCAUGGGUCAAGUUCUUCAGGAAGCCGGGGGGCAAUCUCGCCAAGUCCUACCAGCCGGGGAGCAUGCUGUCUCUAGCCCCCACCAAAGGCCUGCUGAACGAGCCGGGGCAGAACAGCUGCUUUCUCAACAGUGCGGUGCAGGUACUGUGGCAUCUGGACAUCUUCAGACGCAGUCUGAGGCAGCUUCCUGGACACUUCUGUCUCGGAGACUCAUGUAUCUUCUGUGCGUUGAAGGGCAUCUUCUCCCAGUUCCAGCACAGUCGGGAGCGCGCCCUGCCCUCAGACAACCUGCGUCACGCCCUGGCCGAGACUUUUAAGGAUGAGCACCGCUUUCAGCUGGGCUUCAUGGACGAUGCUGCCGAGUGCUUCGAGAACAUUCUGGAGAGGAUCCACCUGCAUAUUGUGCCUGAGGAGACAGAUGCCUGCACCUCCAAGUCCUGCAUCACACACCAGAAGUUUGCCAUGACACUCUAUGAACAGUCUGUCUGCCGUAGCUGUGGGGCAUCCUCUGACCCCCUGCCCUUCACUGAGCUAGUGCAUUAUGUCUCCACCACUGCCCUCUGUCAACAGGUGUAUCAGAGGCGGGAUGAGUCAUUUGGAGAGCUGCUGCAAGCGGCCAGUACCAUCGGGGAUUCCCGUAACUGUCCGAGUAAUUGUGGCCAGAGGAUCAAGAUCCGCCGCGUCCUCAUGAACUCUCCAGAGAUCGUCACCAUCGGUUUCGUGUGGGACUCGGACCAGUCAGACCUCACAGAGGACGUAAUUCGCUCGCUGGGGCCACACCUCAACCUUUCUGGGCUCUUCUACCGGGUGACAGACGAGCACGCAAAAAAGGGAGAGUUGCUCUUGGUGGGGAUGAUUUGUUACUCCAGCCGCCACUACUGUGCCUUUGCCUUCCACACCAAAUCCGCCAAAUGGGUCUUCUUCGACGACGCCACCGUCAAAGAGAUUGGGACCCGGUGGAAAGACGUGGCCACCAAAUGCAUCAAAGGCCACUUCCAGCCCCUCCUCCUAUUCUACUCCAACCCAGACGGCAGCGCCAUCUCCGUAGACGACGCCUCGCGCCAGAACUGUGAUCAUUCCCGCUACAAGACCCCCGUCAACGGAGACGUCCAAGCGCCUGAGUCUACAGUUCCAGGCCCCAAGAAGCUGGACCUGACCAGGGAGAACCUGAAUGCCCUGCUGGGCCUUGGCGGCUUGAAACAGAAGAGCCAGAGCCCAUCUAUCCAUAGUUCCACCUUUACCAGGGGCAGCGGCCAGACUAGCGGGGGCCGAGGACCAGUGACACUGGGCACCAGUGAUCCUAAGAGCCGUCUGAAGGACAUAUCCAGAGAAGUGGCCCAGAAGGCAGUGGAAGUCCGGGGGAUGCACCCCACCAGGAGAGACCAGGACAAGAUGGAGAGGAGGAGACGGGAUGCCCACUACAGAGAUCCAAUCCCAGAGAGGUACUCACGCUCUACCUCCCCACCGGAGAAUGGCUUCAAGCAGUACCUGGAUACGCACAUGUACGCCAGCCAGGGCAAAGGGCCCACCAAGACAGAGAGGACCCCCCACUUUGGCGGCAGGUCCUCCUCACACGAGGGGCCUCCUCGCUCCCACUCCAGGGUCCAUGUACAUCCAGCCCCUCCCAGCAGUAGGGGCUUCGGUGGCGGUCAUUACAGCCGGAGACUGGAGCAGCUCUCCAAUGGCUAUGACACAGACAGCAGCCGGGAGGGCAGCCGUAAUGACAACUCCAGCUCCAGCAGCAGCAGUAGUAGCAGCAGGCCCAGUCGGCCAUGGAAGCCCAUGCGUGAGGUGCUAAAUGUGGAUAGUGUGAUUAGCGGUGGUGGUGGAGGGGGUCACGAGCACCGGCAGCACAGCCCCCACCGGAGACCUUCUAGCCAGGAGAGGACGCCACCCCCCAACAAAAAAGACAUGGACAGGGACUUCACAUGGGGUGGGCGUGAAGAGCACAAGCCCAAGAGCCUGAUGACCAUCUAUGAGGAUGAGCAGCGUCCUGAAACGGGCGGCAGCCGCAGUUCGGUGGAGUCGGAGGGAAAGGACAGGUCAAAGGGCACCACUGUGAUGGCGAACACACUAACGGUGCACAGCGACAACUGGAGCAUCCAGCGCACAGAGUCAGGAUACGAGAGCAGCGACCGGCUUAGCAACGGCUCGGCCAACCUGGACUCACCCGUGGUGGAGAACUUUAUGUCCAAAGAGCUGAGGCCCAUACCUGAGGUUCACCUGACAAGGGACCCUUUCUCUCACCGGAGAGGAGACGACUCCAAGGCCCACAUUUUGCACUCCUCCUUCUCAUAUGGUGAACACCCAACAAAGUCUCCGGACCUGCAAGAUACGCAUCUCCUCAAAUUGAGUCCAAGAUUACAAAGAAGACGAGCCUUCCGAUAUACGCCUGGAAUUCUGGAGAGGAGGGACGGUAUGGAUGACGAGCAGGAGGAUAAUGUCGAUGGCAGCCCCAGCCUGGUCAGCCCCUUUCCCUCAUACCUGGCCAAGACCAGCUCAGAGUGGAACAGCUCCGACAACCUCGCUGGGCCAUUCUCCGAACAGGAAGAGACCAGGCCACUGGUCCCCAGAGAACCCUCCCCCCAACUCCAUUACCAAAACCUAGCCCCGCCUCUCCCCCCAAAGACUUACGCCCACCGAUCGACAGACCAGUCGGGUUUCCGCUCUUACCAGCUCCAAGAGCCCUCCCGGACGAGCCCCCCGGAACGAGAGCAAAAAUGGUCCGAUCCUGUCCCUCUCCCACACCACCCUCCACAGGUGGAUCGAGACGCCCUCCGAGCACAAGCUCUCGUCUGAUGCAAGCUCCAAGUCAGGCUCGUCGGACCAGGACCGGAACGAUCUGUCGGCCAGUGAGAGUGGAGAGGAGAGGUUUCCCAGCCCAAGGCCAGGGGAUGACAUAGAUGGCCUAGACUCCCCGAUCACACGGGGGAUGGUUCUCCCCAUGGUCCUCCCCACCACGUACUUCUCCGUGGACAACUGUAUGACCGACACAUACCGGGCCAAGUACCACCAGAGGUCCACCUUAUACAGGGACACUAAAGAUGGGGAACAACCCGCGGUGUCUGGUGAGAGCGACCUGGGAGAUGGGUGGCUCCCCAUCCCUGAGGCCCAACCUGCAGAGCUCCCCAAGAACCGGCCUGAAUCAGGUUACUCCACCAGUAAACAUACUGCAAAAUGGAAUCCUGUAACACCCAAAGGACUUGAUGAACAUGGGUUUCUAUGAUAGAGACUCCUGUUGAAGGGCCUGGUAUGAAAGCCACAGUUAAAACAAUCAUCUCCUCCUACAAGUUUUGAAACCUUCUUAUGAUGAUGCUUAUUUGUACAGAUCUCAUAUCAUAAAGUCCAACAUGAAUCUGGAACGCCAAAGAGAUUGCUAACUCCCAAAGGCAGUAACAACUAGUCUGAAGAGUACUUUUCAGUUCAGCAGUAGUCACAGGAGUCUUGCGCCACCCCGCAGAACAGUCUUUCUGCAGAACAAUCUUAGUACCAUUGUGAUUGUGGCCACUAGAUGGCAACAGCAGUAAUUGUGGAUUUGCACAGUAGAAAGCCCCCAAAACUACCAAAAAAGGAUCUAAACCUAGGAUGGAUAUUGGUCUACGCAUGGACCUCCUCGAACUUACUUCCAAGGUCAUCCACUGAGUUGAAUCACAGAAUGUCUCCCACGAAGCCACUUUUUCCCCUUAAGAGAUUAUCAAAUAAAAUACCCUUAACAAUGACUCUAACCCAUUUACAAUUUACGCAGAUAAUUGAUGGAAUGCUUGUAUUUCUUUCUGGAAUUAUGCUAAUUUCAGCGUUAUACGGUUACUGUGCUACUUCUGCCUAUGUGACAAUGCAGGGUGAGGUAGAUAAGCCUUGAGCAGGUUUUUAGUUUUAGUCUUCAGUGUGGAUUCAUUCAUUCAUGGAAUAAGAUGUUUUUUCAGUUUGUGGACACUAGGGCUGGCACAAUUACCGUUUAACUAUGUGACCAACGAUUAUGGAUUGACUGUCAUGAAAAUAAAAUAUCUGUCAUAACUGUAAAAAAAUAUAUACAUUUGCAAACAAACAGAAGACUGAAGACUGGGCGGCUGGGCAUUCCUGCAGUUGAGUCCCUUUCUGUGGUAAUAUGGACUCUUAACAACGUGAUGAAACUUGGUUGCUUCUUGCUGAAACAAGCAAGGUGGUGCCUAUGCAACGCACCCCACAAUGCAGCAGCACACAUAGAAAUAGAAUGAAUAGACCAGGCUUGGAACCUCUAAUCCUGGCAAUUUGACUGGUAAACUCAUGGGUAAACUCGAUGGCUGCCUGGUAUCGUGAUGCAAUAUUUUCAAUGGUUAUGUAGAUUGUUCAUUCAAAUGUGACUCAUGCAAUGAAAUGUAUUUUUUGUAAUGUGAGUUGAAUCAACAAAUCACAACACAUAUUGAUGGGUACUCUAGGUUGAAUAUAAUAUAUAUAUCUUUACUUCCUACGUUGCACAAAGAUUGUGGAUGAAUGAAGAUCGUUCACUCGGGCCAUUUACCAUAGAUUUUUUUUUAUCAGUUCCUGUCUACUUAAGGGGGUGGCUCUCCCAUAGACACCAAUGCAAUAGCAUCUGGGUCUGGUCUACUUGGUUCAUUGACUUCCAUUUAAAACAAAAAAUGUGAAAGUUGGAUUUUUCACUUCAUCUUCCUUCUCUGUGUACACUCGCCUCCAGUCCACCCAUUAUGCGAUAAUUGACUUGAAUGGAGACACCUGUUCUAUGCAGUAUAUAUAUGUAUAUGGCAGCACAAGCAGUCAGGAGCCGAGAAAAUGUGCAUUUAAAUAAUAUAUGAUUAUUUUUGCUGUUCUAACGUUAUUACAGAGACUGCGGUUAUUUGGCUGGCCAAUUGCCGUCAUCGGAAAUUGAUCGUCACAGCCCUAGUGUACACUCAUCCAUUGUUUUUGUAAGAGCCAGUUGGGGAAGACGAGAAGCUCUAAGGAUUCCUAAAGAUUUAUAAAAUGAUUUAUUAUUUUGUAUUUUAAAAAUGAUUAUAAAUGAUAUUUGAUCAUUUAAAUGAUAUUCUGAUUUCAUCUCUUCAGUUUGUGUUGGAAAGGGAACGUUUAACAACGAAGAGAAAAAAAUACUAAAUGUGGAUAUAUUUUUUUUUUGUGUGUGGUGGUGGUCUUUGAGGAUAAAUAUUUUGCUAGCUAAGCCAGCCAUGGUUAGGCCCUCAGAAACGAGACAUCUGCCAUUCAACAGUGACAGGGAAGACAACUAAUCAUAUUUUGACUGGGUAGGACCGUUUUUACAGUAUUGUUUUAAACUUCCGCUUUUUCAAAGGCCUAGACACUUCACUCCUGAUAGUAUGAGCAGUAGCCUAGUUCUCCCACGGUCUAGCUAGCUUUUGUUGAGGUGUGCAGCGGCUGCAGCCACAACUUAUCGAUGAGGAUGUUUUUUUCUAUUUUUUUAACAUCACCCUUCAAUAUGAACUUUUUAAGAAGAUGUUAAGUUUCACAUUUUCAUAGUUUGGUGAGUGUCACUGUUUUUGCAGCACGCGUGUUGUUAGCUAUCACUUUGAAAAUAUGCCCGUGAAACAUUGUUGCAUUUACACUUUAGAUCACUGGUUACUUUGUGCUUAACGUGAUAAAAUGUUUGCAAUAGGAAGUAAUAGUUGUACAUUUAAUGGUUGUGUUUUUGGUUAUGAUUGGGGGCUCCUGACACCUUUCGAUAUGUCACUUAUCGCUAGGCUAUUGCUGAUAACGAUGGUGUUAGGCUGCCACAGAUUGUUUAAACUGUUGUUGUUGGUCGCAUUAUUCCGUGAUGGCGUGACAGCCUGAUGCGUGGCUCAGGUCUGUUUGAUUAAUUAAUGAUGUCAUCAAAAAACAUUGCUACUCUUGCAUUAGAGUUAGUGUAAAUUAAGUGUAAAUGUUACCUUUUUUUUGGGGGGGGGGGAAUGUUUUAACCCAAAUAAAGUCCAAUAGUCAUGGUUCGUAGGAGCACUACUUUAAAAUGGAUCCCAAGGGUCCCCUUAUGUGGCCACCGAGGUGUUGGGUGAAUCUGUUCUAGUCAGAGGUUGAAUGCGAGUUUAGUGAUUGUUAGGAGAGAAACGUCUCAAUUUAUUGGCACUGGCACAGUAUGUUAUCUGCCUUUCAACUGUGUAUUCACUAGGAAGCAAAUUGCCGAAAAGGGGAGGGACUAACCAGACUUGUCCAAUAAGAAUCGCAAAUUUUCAUAAACAUUCGCUGCUGUGUUUUAUAAGUUUUUCUAUUCCUAGUUCGGAUCGCAAUCACUCCUUUCUAGAUAUAAGCUUAUUUGUCUGCUCCUGUCCAUACUGGGUAGUAUGUUAAAGGUAUGUUAGGUCAAACCAUGCUUCUAUGUAUUUGUCUUCUACUCCUGCGUCAAAUACAUGUGUCAAAUAAUUUAGGUGUGAUUCAUUUAGUUUUCCCCAUACAAUUGAACCAAUAUAAUUUGUUCCAAAAAUCCAAACUCCAAGCUAAAUCAAGCCCACCUCAAACUGGUAAGUAUUUGACAUGUGAAUUUGACCGAGGUCUGUUGGUUUUUCUAAUCUGAAGCCUAAACCUCAAGGAUGGAUUGAGUAAUGGAUUUUUAUAGUUUCUUAAUGAGGUAGAAAAGGCCUGCUUUUCCACAGGUAUUGUGCUUGACCCCCAGAGAUGAUCACAUUGGCUAGUGAUGCUGUAAAAAGUUAUAUUUAUGAUUAUUUCUGUUGUCAUAUGUUUUAUAUAUUGCUCGGCAGACUUCACUGCACAGUGCCUUUUCUAUUUUUCUAUGUCGAGGAGUUGAAAUAGGAGCCAUUAUUUGUACAAAACUGCUUUUAUAACAUUUGAUUUAAUUUUUGAUUAAAAAUUGUUUAAUAAACCAUUUUAUUUAACCAUA
Messenger RNA from Oncorhynchus gorbuscha (pink salmon), 7894 nucleotides. RefSeq names its product inactive ubiquitin carboxyl-terminal hydrolase 53-like. The transcript has 17 exons. Gene Ontology annotation, molecular function: cysteine-type deubiquitinase activity. Gene Ontology annotation, cellular component: cell-cell junction. The coding region runs from base 1060 to 3861 and encodes 933 amino acids. Gene Ontology annotation, biological process: sensory perception of sound; protein deubiquitination; response to auditory stimulus. The record is from RefSeq and is a predicted model, not a curated record. NCBI's taxonomy places the organism in Eukaryota, Metazoa, Chordata, Actinopteri, Salmoniformes, Salmonidae.